ACGUUUAGCGAGCGAGUUCCUUCGCAGCUUGGCCGUCUACUUACAUGGCUCAGAUCGGCGAUUUCUAUGUGAAUCGGCUGCUCCGCAGCUUGGGCCACCCCGAAACAGACGCCCACAAGCAAUGCAAAAUGCAUACGAAUUUCCAUGCGAUCCUCUUCUCGUAAUUAGUUGCUAACAAUUCCACACGCUGCGAUAAAAUAUUUGAUAAUUGCCCCAUCUACCACUCUUAUAUAAGGCCAAUCCCCACUCCCAGCACCCGCUGGGUGCAGCCAUUUAAAGAAUAUUAUGCGUACACUAAUUGAAACAUGAAAACAUAUUUUUUGGGCACUUGUCGCGCCUCACACUAAAUACAUAUUUGAUAAAAAUACACACGAAGUGCACAAAUUUCAGAGCAAUGACUCAUACGAAAGCACAGAAUGUGUGGCAUACUUUGAGGUGGCGCCACUAAGGAGUUGCAGCCAUCGAUUGGAAGAUGCUCAGAAAUUAGGCAAUGGGUGGACUGGCUUAAACUAGAGAUGGAACCGGGAACUGAGAAUUGGGAAUUUGGCGUAAUCCGCAAAGAGCUACGGUUAUGUUGCGUUUUGAAUAAUCCCGAAGUUCGUGCAGGUUUCAAAAUAUUUUGUAGAGGGUAUUAUAAUUUGUUCAUGAAAUAUCUAACACAUAGAAGACAUCUCCGACCCCGUAAGUUAUAUAUAUUCUUGAUCAGCAUCAACAGCCGGGUCGAUAUUUCAAUGUCCGUCCGCCCAUCUGUCCGUCUCUUUCUAUGCAAGAUAGUCUCUCAGUUUGAAAGCGAUCUUCUUGAAGAUUUAUGAUUCCGGCCGGAUCCGAUCACUAGGUCAUAUAUCUAACAUUGGAAUGAUCGGUGCCUUAAAGAAAAUCUUUUUUGUCUAUCAAGAUAUCUGGACCAGUUUCAUGAUGCAACAUCGGAACUCUAUAUCAUAUAGCUGCUAUAGAAUCAGUCGAAAAGUAGCUUCAUAUAUGAACAACUUUUUUGUUUGCUAAUAUAUCUUGAUCAAAGCCAGCAUUUGCUAUUUAAACGAUGCUGGUUUUACAUAAGUCUUAUCGAGAAAAAUGGAUCUUCCUUUUCUCACAUAACUGCAAAUCCAUAAGCCAAAUGUCUAGAAGCGUAUUUAAUCUUUCGAACUUUUUCUUAAACAAAACAGUUUCGUAUUUGUUUUGUUGUUCGAUUAAAAUCAAAACUAAAGUGAUUAAAAAAAAAAACAUGAAUUAAAAAUAAAUGACUCGAGUUACGCACGUGAAUAAACAAUAAACAAACCAAUUGGUCAUAAGGCUCGAAGUUCUUGAUGUCGUCUCCAAAGUAUUUUUAAACAAUUCGCAAAUGGGGCUAUCUGGGGAAAUGGACGGUAUUUCCUAAUUUAUUAAUUGUCAAAUUGAUAAAAUAUAUACUCAAUUAAAACAGAUAGCGACAUUUUCAGCUCUGUGCUAAUGCCCCAAAAUUUAUAUGCCCCCUGUCAGACUUACCUUUUGGGUAGUUCUAUUUAAUAGGCAGGUCGCGUUCCAGCCAGUUAGUCGUUGUCAAUGUCCCGGAGGGUCGCUCUGCAGUUCCAGUUUCUGUUCGUUUUCGUAAACAUGAUGUCAAUGCGUUUUGUAGAUAGUUCGGUCUGGCUCAUACUUCUCGGACUUGGCCUGAUACUGCCAACGUGCUUGGCUUCCAGCUUUGAUCCGGAACUCAUUUGCACACUGGUCGUUAAUGGCACUAAAAUCAACGAUCCGCGUGUCUGCAAUGGCUGGAUACAGUGCGUCGAUGGCAAGUCCGUGAGCGGCACCUGCGACGAUGGACUUUUCUAUGACAGGCAAACUGAGGACUGCGUGCCAUCUGCCGAUACAAACUGCAUCUCUAGCGAUCCUUGCGCGGCACAGCCGAAUGGCUUUGCCGCCGAUCCGUACUCCUGCAAUGGCUAUUACUACUGUAAGCAGGGUGUGGGCACUCGCGGCGUGUGCAAUAACGGACUCAACUACAAUCCGGGCACCGAGUCAUGCAUACGUGAUUUUCCGUGUACUGCCAAAAUGAAUCCGGACAGCUAUUGCAACAUUCUGCCCGAUGGCGUCUUCGCCAAGGACACACUCAACUGCAACGGCUGGCAAAUGUGCUGGAAGGGCGAAGUCAUCAAUGGCACCUGCCCCGCCACCUUCUACUUCAGCGCCGCUAAGGGCGACUGUGACUAUCCGCAGAAUGUGGAGUGCGCAAUUACGGAGCCACCGCCGUUGACAGCAGCGCCAGAGGCUUGUCCCAAGGCGGGCAGCUUUAUCUCAGACGAGAGCAGCUGCAAUGGCUAUUAUUAUUGCCGUGAGAGUUCCGAUGGUCAAAUGCUGCUGCAGCACGGCGAAUGCGACGACGGUCGCUUCUUUUCAGCACGGGAUGGUGGCGCCUGUGUGCCGCGAUCCAAGCUCCAGUGCGAUUACGAUCGAUGCGUGGACCUAGGCUACACGGGCAUACAGCUGGCCAACGAGUCGAAUGAUGGCUGCACGGGCUUCUCCAUAUGCCAGGACGGUGUCAAAAUUGGCGAGGGCACCUGUCCAAAUGGCGACUACUUCGAUGAGCUGAGCCAGCGCUGCACCAACCAGGUCAUAUCCUACCCAGCCUGCGCCCUAUCUAGCCAAUCCACAACACAAACCACAGAGGCUUGAGUGGCACGGGCCAGGGCUUACAGCUCAAGGCAGGGGCUGAGUUCAUCCAAUCGAUUAGAUAAAUUUACUCAUAAAUAUACUCAUUUUUUUAUUUGCUAACCAAUGGACCUUGAUAUAUAUUAUUUAUAUAUAUAUAUAUAUAUAAAUAGAGUCUGAUAAGCCUUCAUAUUUGGGACUUACAAAUUUUAUAUGAAUUGUGCAACACAAUUAAAUUAUAAAUUAUCAAUAUACAAUAAGCUAUUAACACACAAUAA
Molecule: messenger RNA, 2903 nt
Organism: Drosophila virilis
Lineage: Eukaryota; Metazoa; Arthropoda; Insecta; Diptera; Drosophilidae
Product: peritrophin-48
Cellular component (GO): extracellular region
Molecular function (GO): chitin binding
Source: RefSeq, a predicted model, not a curated record